This is a messenger RNA of Dinoponera quadriceps, 3359 nucleotides long. It is a transcript of the gene Tpst, whose product is annotated as protein-tyrosine sulfotransferase. Gene Ontology annotation, biological process: peptidyl-tyrosine sulfation. The transcript has 7 exons. The coding region runs from base 1 to 1146 and encodes 381 amino acids. Gene Ontology annotation, molecular function: protein-tyrosine sulfotransferase activity. Gene Ontology annotation, cellular component: Golgi apparatus. Lineage: Eukaryota; Metazoa; Arthropoda; Insecta; Hymenoptera; Formicidae. The record is from RefSeq and is a predicted model, not a curated record.
AUGUCGUUGCUGUCGAGCCGGGGCGGCCGGAAAGGGCCGAUCGCCUGCCUGGUGGCCCUGCUCUUCGUCUUCGCUCUUUACCAGCUGGGCAUCUUCUGCGGGUCCGGCAAGUACGUGCCCACGGCCGUGAUGGUCGGCAAGGAGAAGUACGUGAUCGGGCCCUUUGAUCGCAAGACGUACACGUACGAUCGUUACAUGCCGCUCAUCUUUAUCGGCGGUGUACCACGAUCGGGAACGACCCUGAUGCGUGCCAUGUUGGAUGCGCACCCUGACGUGAGAUGCGGACAAGAGACCAGAGUCAUACCGCGGAUUCUUCAGAUGAAGAUGCACUGGUCCAAGUCAGAGAAAGAGAAUUUACGGUUGACCGAGGCGGGCAUCUCGAAAGAAGUGAUAGACAGCGCGAUAGCGGCCUUCUGCUUGGAGAUAAUAGCUCGACACGCCGAGCCCGCGCCACGGUUGUGCAACAAGGACCCACUUACCCUCAAGAUGGGCUCGUAUAUUCUGGAACUCUUCCCGAACGCCAAAUUUAUAUUCAUGGUGCGCGACGGACGCGCCACGGUGCAUUCUAUCAUAUCCAGGAAGGUCACCAUAACGGGGUUCGAUUUAUCGUCCUACCGGCAGUCUCUCAUCAGGUGGAAUCACGCGAUUUCCGUGAUGUACGGUCAGUGUAGGGAACUGGGACCGGAGAGAUGCCUGAUGGUCCCCUACGAGCAGCUGGUGCUACAUCCGCGCCAGUGGAUGAAGAAGAUAUUAAAUUUUUUGGACGUGCCCUGGAACGAGUCCGUCAUGCAUCACGAGGAAUUCAUUAACAAACCCGGCGGAGUGCCUCUGAGCAAGGUCGAGAGAUCGUCGGAUCAGAUCAUAAAGCCGGUGAAUCUAGCGGCAUUGACGAAAUGGGUCGGCAACAUUCCCGAAGACGUAGUGAGGGAAAUGGCCGACAUCGCGCCGAUGCUCUCCGUGCUCGGUUACGAUCCCUACGCGAAUCCACCCGUCUACGGCGCCCCGGAUAGUUUAGUUAGCGACAACACCAGACGGGUGCUGGCCGGCGAGAAGCUCUGGGCGGAGAAGGCGCGGGAAUACCACCUGUCGCAUAAACCGGCGGAGACCAGCAACGAGGAGACUUCCAGCACGGCGCCGCUCGCGUGACCCAGUGAGGCUGUUCUAAGCGAGCGCAGCGCGUAGCCAGGAGUAUCAAGGAGUCUCAGCAACUUAGCGGGGCCCACCCCCGAGCGAGCGGUGCGACCGACCCUUCUACUUGCAAAGUAAACUGGAUCGUACGCGACGACAAGUCGGACAAGUUGAGGAUUAAUCGUCCUCGUUGUAUUUUCGAUCUCUCCUCCUCGUCUUCUCGUCAUCAUCUCUAUGGCGAGCUCGAACAAAUGAAUCGACAAUUCACGGCGUUUACUUAUUCAGGCCUGUGUGUUUCACGGGGUUAGAACACUUGUAAUACUAGGUACAUAGCGCGACUGCGACAUGUGUUUUAUAUGUACAUUAUUGAUAUGUAAUAUAUAUAUAUUACAUUAUAUAUAUUACAUAUAUAUUAUAUUAUAUAUAAUGUAUUAUACGUAUACAUAUAUGUAAUAUCUCAUUAUAUUAUACAGUGUGAGGCAAUAAUCAUGACCACUUUGAAUAUCUUCGAAGUAUGAGAGUAGGAAAGUAGAAAUUAUAUGGUCCAAAGUGGUCGUCUUGUGACGGUAACAUUUUUUUUUUGUAAGUAAAAUAGCUCCGAAGAUCUGAAGGUCACCCUUGACUUGUUAGUUGAAGAUAUUCAAGAUGGUAACAAUUAUUGCCCCGCCCCGCUCAAAAACUACGGACAUGAUAUGUAACAAUCGAAGCGAUCGUUUUCAAAGUGUCUUAAUUGCUUUCUUAAGGAAUGCUUUAUGAGCACAAAAAUUUGGGUACAAAAUUUUAUCGAGAGAGAUUUUACGAGCUUGUACAUUUCCUCGUGACAUAAAAUAUCCGUUUUUACGGAUGAAAUAUCCACAUUCUGUGGAUUUUUACGAAUAAUUUAAGGCACUUUGAAAGUAAAUUUUCCAAUUUGUAAAUCGUACUUUAGAUUUGUCACUGAAUUAAUAUGGAACGAUGGAUUCUACGUUUUGCUCUAAUAUUACAAGUGUUGUAAUGUUAUGAAAUAGGGCCCAUGAAACACGGUGAUAUCGCUGUCGAUCUUGCACAGUGUCGUCUAUCAGAUAUUGCAAUGGUAAUUGAUACAUAAAGACCAAAGGUUUCUUAUGUAUAUCACAAAUUCGGGGAUUGCAAUUAUAAUUUUAUUUCAUAAUUGUAAUUGUUCAAUUCCUGAUUAUUAGACGACACCGGCCAAUUGCGGCCAGUGAUCUUAGGGAGAAACGUUUUAGGGUAUUUACUUUAGCGAUGAAAGAUUAACUCGAUGGACGAAGGAGCGGAAACUCCUCUUCCGCCUUCUAACCCUUCAUGAACGAAGUCUUGAAUUGUACGGUUCGGGACGAUGAUAACCUGACCGCGAGAUUCUCUCGACUUUGUGGACCAAUUACCGAGUUAGCGCCGGUGAUCGAGUCAUUGAAGUUUCCCGACGUCGAUUUUUUCAAUGAUUUUGCUUGUACAGCGCCAUUUCAUUUUGAUACAAUUCAUUAUAUAACGAUCUAACAAUAUGAAAAGCAACUUGUGACAUACUAUAGUCUACAAAGCCGAGAGGGGUUCGCUCAAUAUUUUUAACUUUCCUCAUACCUCCGUAACUCCCACCGUACCGUUCCCAUACUACUUGUUAUAACGAGAAAUCACACGAGAUUGAAUGGAAUUUUUCAUGUUCGCCAUAUUUUUUAGCUAGAGUAGUUCUCACUCACGGUGUCUUCAGUCAAUGUCUGUUCUUACAAUUCGCGAACGCAAUUUACGAACGGCUGAUCGUGCCGCGGGUAUCAGGAAUUAAUGUUAAAUCGGUGCAUAAGGUCGUCAGAUAAACUUAUGGGAUGAAAAUGUAAUUAUAUAAAGUUUCGAGGUACUUUUCGUCAAUUGUGAAAUAGUCAUUGUUGACUUGGACAUUUCUUCCAGUCAAAAUAUUUUCCAACCUUCUUUUUGAAACCUUUUUAAAACCUUAAACGCCAAACUUGAUGGUAUAGAUGGAACUUAACGGGGAAACGACAAGACGAACCUUUCUCACCGAUCAAAUAUUUAAAUUGUUGUAAAUAAUUCCCAUGGGCUCUACCGCGACUUACUCGUCAAAGUAGGGCUCAUUUCUCCGUUGUUCAUGGUUUCUCUCGUGACAGUUACAUUCUAAUUUUAGAGAAUGAAUAACGCCGUCAAGUCGUCGGAUCGGCGGCGGACGCGUAAAGGCUUGUCGACCUCUUGACUCUGUCAAAUUGUGGAAUUAAAUUAUUUUAAUAUUA